AUGGCGAAACCACCACAGUUAUACUUUACCGUCGUCAGACAUGGAGAAACUAGCUCAAAUUUAAAUCAUAUUAUACAAGGACAUAUAGACACAAAAUUAAAUAAAACGGGAAGAGAACAGGUAGAGAUAGUUGGGCGACGGUUACGUAAAUUAAAAUUUGAUCAUAUCUAUACUAGUGAUUUGUCCCGAGCAAAAAAGACGGCAGAUGCCAUCGCUAAACAUCAUCCGGACACACCAUUCACUGUAGAUAUGCGACUUAGAGAACGGGAUAUGGGAAGACUUAGUGGAAAAUCCAUUCAGGAUGCUUUAGAUUUAAUUAAAGAGGAAGAAGCUUCAUGGGAUGAUUAUGGUGAACCCGAAGAAGAAUUUAAGGCCCAGGUGGUCGGCUUCUUCGAUGAUAUAAUUGCAAAACAUUUACCAAAAAAUGAAGCCGGAUCAUCUCCACCAAACAAACGUAAUUCUCAUAUUCUUUUAGUUACUCACGGUGGUGUUAUAAACAAACUUGUCAAAGAACAUCUAAUUAUGGAUUUAGGAUUCUUUGUUAAUGAUUAUUUAAGUAUGAAACAUAAAGCCAAAAAUACUAGUGUUACAAAAUUCGUUGUUAGAAGAGUUGAAAGCUCAAAUUCAACUACGGAUGAUGAUGAUGCCACUAGUAUUGUUAGUAGUAAUACUACAGAAAAUGAAAGUAAUGAUGGUGAUUCUGAAAAGAUUUCUCAUAGAGAUAUUGAACGAAAAAUAAGGUUAAAAGGUGAUGUUACUCUUUGGAGUUGUGUAUCACAUUUGGCUGCUCAAGGUAAACGAACUCACGGUGAUUCUCAGAUUGAUGACUAUGUGCAUUAG
Cetraspora pellucida is the source of this 840-nucleotide messenger RNA. NCBI's taxonomy places the organism in Eukaryota, Fungi, Glomeromycota, Glomeromycetes, Diversisporales, Gigasporaceae. The record is from the annotation of a GenBank genome assembly.